CGCGAGGUGCGGCCGCGAUACAUAAACACGGCUCCGCCGCCGCCGGGGCUCUCAGUUCGCAGCCCGACGGAGGAGCUCGUCCGGCAGCGGGGAACGCAGCGGCCGAGCGGCUCCGGCGGCAGACGGGGCGGGAGGCUCCAGCGGGCAGCAGCGGAGGGCUGCGCGCUCCCUCGAGGGCGACGGCCCUGCCGUAGCCCAGGCGGCCGGAGGAAGAGCAGGAGGAGGAAGGGCGUGGGCUCCCCGCCGGCGGCGGGCUCCCUCCGGUAUGGCCCUGGCGGACAGCGCCCGCGGGCUGCCCAACGGCGGCGGCGUUUCGCCGGCUGCGGGGAGCGGGGCGCCGGGGAGUGGGGCGGUGGCAGCGGCCACGGGCGGCUGGUCGUCCUUCCCGGAGAUCGUGGAGCUGAACGUGGGCGGGCAGGUGUACGUGACGCGGCGGUGCACCGUGGUCUCGGUGCGCGACUCGCUGCUCUGGCGCAUGUUCUCGCAGCAGCAGCCCAGCGAGCUGCCCCGGGACAGCAAGGGCCGCUUCUUCCUCGACCGCGACGGCUUCCUCUUCCGCUACAUCCUGGACUACCUGCGGGACCUGCAGCUGGUGCUGCCCGAGCACUUCCCUGAGCGCAGCCGCCUCCAGCGGGAGGCCGAGUACUUCCAGCUGCCCGACCUGGCUCGCCGCCUGGCGCAGACUCGGGCCGUCGCCGCCCGCCCCGCCGCCCUGCACCGCGACGGCUCCAUCUGCGCCGAAGAGCCGCCGCCGCCGCUCCUCGGCUACCUGGAGGCCGAGCCGCUGGAAGGAAGCGGCGGGGCCGUGGCGUCCGCUCCGUCGCCUACCGCCAGCCGCAGCCCCUCGGGCGGGCCGCUGCUCACGCCCUCGCAGUCGCUGGACGGGGCGGGCGGGCGGCGCUCGGGCUACAUCACCAUCGGCUACCGGGGCUCCUACACCAUCGGGCGGGAGGCACAGGCCGACGCCAAGUUCCGGCGGGUGGCCCGCAUUACUGUCUGCGGCAAGACGGCCCUGGCCAAGGAGGUCUUCGGGGAGACGCUGAACGAGAGCCGCGACCCUGACCGCCCUCCCGAGCGCUACACCGCCCGCUACUACCUCAAGUUCAACUUCCUCGAGCAAGCCUUCGACCGACUCUCCGAGGCCGGCUUCCGCAUGGCCGCCUGCUCCUCCACUGGCACCUGCGCCUUCGCCCCCGAGCAGGGUGGUCCUGCCGAUGACAAGAUCUGGACCAGCUACACCGAGUAUGUCUUCUGCCGGGACUGAGCAUCCGCCCAGCCCGUGGCGGGGGGACAAGGCAGCGGCCCCUGCACACCCUCGCACCCAAGGUCCCCUCCCAUGCCUGAAGGAGGAGGAUGUGGAGGGGGCCCGUGUCCCCCUGUGCUUUCCUCACCCCGGUGUCUGCCUUCACGCGCAAGGCGGGUCAGCCCCAGCGCAGCCCUCACCCCUCUUGCAGCACCUCCUGACGGCCCUAGGGGCGGGAGGUCACUGUAUUGUGCCUCGGCUGCAAUGUCCCUGCUUGGCCACCACGUCCCUAAUCAGUCACCAUAGCCUGGCUCCCACCAUCAUCCUCCCUCCCACAUCUCCCAGUACCCGUGUUGGUAGCGAGGAAGGAGAGAGAUACUGGGAGUAGACAAGUACCCGUCUCACGAAUGCGUGCAGGUGUGCCCAGUCCCUGCCCCUCACCAUGCACAGAGCUGAGGUAUAGCUCUGGCAGGGUGGGCUGUUUUAAAAACCAUCCACUUAGGGGCUGAGAAACUGAUCUGAAUUGCUCAAAAGCAACUUCUGUUGGAGAUGGCAUGACAAAUGGCUAUCUCUUCUUAUCCCAAGACCCUUGUUGGGCAGACCCAAAAUGGUCCAUUUUAACCCCCCCCCCCAACAAAGUCAUGUCUGUGAAGGACUGUCACAUAGAAGUGAUGCCUGACUCUGAGGGGUUUGCACUGGCUCAUACUUUAUCUGUAGAGAUGAGUAAUUCUGGAGGAGGCAUGCCCUUCACAACUGAUUGCUUCCAUCUCCCCUCUCUGCUCCCCCUGUAUCUCUGAACUCUUCUCUCCAAGCUGUUAAACUGGACCAGGGCCUGUGCAGCAAGCAUGUAAGGCUGAUGUGAAAGGACAAGUUUGCUGGAUAACCAACCGUUUGAACUAUAAAGUGUCCUCAGAGACGUGUUUAUUCCACUGAGAGGUAAAACAACGACACUUUGCAAAAUUAUAGUGCUUGUGAAUUGUAACUUUCAUGGGUGGUCUGAAAUCCUUAUAAUUCUUUUGCAGUUGCUGUCUAUAAUAUGCAUAGAAGUCUCAAUGCAUAUUUCCUUAAACAUCCUCAAAAUGAUGGGAGUGAGAUGAAGCCAGGCUUGCCAGAGUAAAAGUAGGGCCUGCUUCCUGGGAAGCUGAAAUCUCAUACCUUGAAUUAGUGCAGAUGUACAUUAUAAAUGUAAUCAAGAGCACCCUGCUUAUUAUUUUUUGUCAUGUUAGUGCUGUAAAACUCUCAAGCCAACAGAAUUGAUGACAACAUCACUUCUUGAAGUACCAGUUUCUUAGUUUCAUGGCAGUACUACCACUGACACUGCUAUGUUCUUCUUCCUAGAGAAACUUAGUGCUUCUUAGGACAGGAUUGAACCCUGUCCUUAGAAAAACAAGAAUGAUGCCAACUUUCUUCAGGGGAAAUUACCCUUUUGAGCUAUAUUUUGUUACUGCUGUCUAACAGUCUCUCCCGGAGGAAGCAGUCAUAGUCUGCUUUGCAACAGAUCAUCUGAGCAGCAGGUUUUACGGUACGGAAGAUGGACCAGCUCUUUUUAAUAAAUUCUUGAAAUCUGGAGUACAAAAGCACUUUCCUUUAAAAACCUAAACUUGAUUUAAGAAUUUGUAUUGUCUGUUCAGACCAUCACGAAAAAAUAGCCUAAAUAUAUGUGAAGUGUCGAAGAAUUUAGUGGUACAUGUUAAAGGCUUGAAGUUGUGUUUUUAAAACUCUUGAAUAAUAAAUUGUUCUAACUCCAAAUUUAGAAAUACUGCUAGCAUUUAUAUUCUAACCAAAGAAUUUCAUGGUAGGUUUUUUUUUUUUAAAACCUUAAUUCCUUUGAAAAGAGAUAGCUACAUUUCUAUCAAGUUUCAGUGCACAGUCUCUGCGUUCACCCCUUGGUCUUUCAUUAAGCGUGUGCACAACUGCAUAAAACUGAAAAAAAUUUUCAUCACCAUGGCUUUUUUUUUUAAUAUUAGCAAGGUUGUUUAUUGAUAUGAUUAAAUUGAAGAUGCGCAUAUGAAAGCACUGGGUACUGUCCAAUUGUAGAUAGUUGUAUUAUGGAGUAUUUUUAAAAGCAAAGAAAUGUAUACCUGCCAAAUUAGAUGAGCAAUAAGAUACAGUGAGAGGCCAAUACACCAGAAGAUGGGAGUGAAGCCUAUUUGUCCUAUGCCUUACUCUGAGAUGAUUUCUUUGUGCUUAACUUACUCAUACCACAAGUGAAAGGACAUUGAUCACAACUACUAGGUCUUUACAGUGCCAUUCUCAAGAAUAACGACUGUCUUUUUCUAGUUUCUGUUAAGUAACUCUGAAGUACAUUUUUUAAGAUUUUGUAUAAAAUCAGUUUUCAGUAAAGUGUUCAAAUUCGCUCUAGAUAUCUUUCUUUUUUUAAGAAUCUGGUAUCUUACUAAAUCCAUCAUAGAAGCUAUGAAUAGCUUGUGAUUUAAUGUACAUAUAUAUACAGUAUAUAAACAUUUUACAUGAAUCAUUUAGUUUUUUAAUCAUUUUAGCGCUACAGGAUUUCAUAAUAUAUCUAGCUUAGCAUUUACACAUUAUGUUAUGUACAUAAUAUGGUAAUGUUUUACUGGUUUCUUAUACCUGUUUCUAUGGAAAAACUGAAUAUGAGUAUCAUCAGCUUGUAGAAUUGAAAUUGAUGACAUACUUGCUUGAAUGUGAAUUGUAACUAAACUUCCAGGUGGCUGAAUGCAUCUCUAAAACAAAGAUUGCCUGUAUUUUGAUUUAUAAUUGCCUAUCCAUUUGCUGGCAGAUGACCCAAAAAUUCUCAUAUUUUAAGUAAAAAUGGAUGUAACAUAAACAGAUGAUUUUUUUUAAUCUUUGUGUUUGUGCUAAAAACUUUAAGUGUUAUUAGUGUUAAAAAAUGGGGCCCUUUGUUUACUGUGACUCAUUAUCAGUAUCAUCAGUAGACUAAAAAUGAUGGUGCCAUAAAUGUGAUAGUCAUUUGGUGGUUUGCCACAGAAAAUGAUAUUUUUCUGAAACAUUACUUAGUAAUCUCUGUAAAUUUUUUAAGAGGAAAAAUGCCCAAGGCAAAGUCACUGAGUUUUGCUGGUCUCUUGUAUUGAAAGCUCAAAGAACGGAUAAACACAGUGACUCUGCUAACUUGUUGGCAUGAAAAAGGACAAAAAUCUAAAGGCACAAUACUGGAGUCCCAUAUAUAUUUUGAAGCGGUUGUUCGCAGUUCACGUACUUAUGGAGGAAUGCAGUAGCAUUUAUAAGUGCUGUUAAGCCCCCUACAAAGGCAGUCUUUCUUUUAAUUAGAAGUUAAGGCAUAGGUCUUUUCAGUGAUGCAUAUCAUGAAGGGUGACUUUGCCUAUGCUUGAUUAGGAUGUCUAUAUUUUUAUACAUGUAGAUAAUGAGCCACUUAUUCAUUCUUAUUUUCCCAUGUAUAGCAUUGAAAAUAAAGAUCCUCCGAGGAAAAAGUUACAUACCAAAUUAAAUUUUGUUCUUUAAAUAUUAACUCAG
Chiroxiphia lanceolata (lance-tailed manakin) is the source of this 4711-nucleotide messenger RNA. RefSeq names its product potassium channel tetramerization domain containing 12 (gene KCTD12). Bases 266 to 1264 code for a protein of 332 amino acids. Gene Ontology annotation, biological process: protein homooligomerization; regulation of G protein-coupled receptor signaling pathway. Gene Ontology annotation, molecular function: protein binding. The transcript has a single exon. NCBI's taxonomy places the organism in Eukaryota, Metazoa, Chordata, Aves, Passeriformes, Pipridae. The record is from RefSeq and is a predicted model, not a curated record. Gene Ontology annotation, cellular component: postsynaptic membrane; presynaptic membrane.